This is a messenger RNA of Spirodela intermedia, 5321 nucleotides long. NCBI's taxonomy places the organism in Eukaryota, Viridiplantae, Streptophyta, Magnoliopsida, Alismatales, Araceae. The record is from the annotation of a GenBank genome assembly.
AUGUAUCGCCAAGCCCGCCGCCUGCUAAUGCUCCGGUCGUCAGGCGGACCCGGAGGCAACGGCCCCGCCCGAUCCCUCUCCACUGGGCUUCCGGCGGCGCCAGCGGAGGACGCAACCUUCGUGGAGGCCUGGAAGAAGGUGGCCCCCAACAUCGAGCCGCCCACGACGCCGCUGUCCUUCAUGAAGCCCCGGCCGGCGACGCCGCCGUCGAUCCCCGGCAAGCUCACCGUCAACUUCGUGCUUCCCUACCAGUCGGAGCUGGCGAAUAAGGAGGUAUGCUACUUCGUGUUCCUCCCUUCUCCCUUCUGCCCCCUUUUUUAGACAAAUGUCUCCCUCUCUGGGAUCCUCUACUUUCGCUCCUUAUGAUUCUAAUGUACAUCGAUCUAAUGUGAGGAAGAAUCGAGGACCGAAAUUAAUUCGUUGCUUACGUCUGCUGCUCCUCUGUCAACAUUCUAUUGAAAACAUCAGCUGUUUUUCCUCUAGAAAAUGAAUGUUUGGGAUCCUACGAUGCCUUUAAUAUUGUUUUGAUUUCUGUUUUGGAGUUUUCUUUCACAAGAGAUGCUGGGUGACGGAUGGUCGAUGUAAUUGGCCACAAUCUAGAACUGGUAGAAGGAGAAGCUUGUCGGUGCUCUUAUAUACGGGAGUCUCAUUUCUUCGUCAAUCUUCACACUUUGAGCUGCUUCUGGGUAGCUUUUGGGUUUUUUUGUUUCUUACACAAGGAUUUCCGAGUUUUUUUUUUCCUGUAUGGGAGAAUGUAGACCUAAUUGUUGCCACAUUGUAUGUCUUGUUUGGGGUAAACAUCUUCAUACGAUCUUUGCCUCUAUCUACCGUCAAAUCUGAUAUUCAGUUUUAUUUAGGAUUGAUCUCACUAGUCGCUAGGACGAAUAGUUAUGGUUACUUGAAAACAAGCAGGUCUAUUGAGGUGUACUGAUUGGUUUAUUGAACCAAGUGUCCUAUUAUAAUACCAGAGCUGGUUCUCUUACAUUGCAUUCAAUGAGGUUUAUGAAAGGAUUAUUCAUAUCAUUGAUCUGAUAAGGUGGGACGGUGCCCAUUGAUUUCAAUUGCUCAUGUGACUAGGAUCAGACAGUUGGGCCCCUUUCGGUUAAAAUCUCCACAUUUCAUCUUCCACCCAACCAUUUAUUCAUUAUUUUCUAAGCUCCUAUUGUCUAUGCUUGUGUAUAGGACCAUAUGCAGUGUGAUGCCAAAUAGCGUAUAAUCUUUUAGCUGGAACUUUUCAUCUGGGGCACGUAAUCAUUUGAAUCCAAGAAACAUAGUCAUGUGUGAAAAAUAAGUGCAUUUUUUUUUUUUGAAACCUUUUGGAUAGUUGUCUAAGUAGCAUAGAUACCUGCCAUGAGAAAGAUCGUCCAUAUGCUUUUUAUAUUUUUCAAAGCAUCUACUUAUUUAUAGUUUUGGAAUGGAUGAUCGCAUUACUUGAUGAAACUCCAUUGGAUGGACUAUAGAAUUCGAACAGAUCAAGGCUCUAAGCUAUCCCUUACCCAAUAUUUUUCGUUAUUUUUUCCGUAAUCCUUUUUUAUAACUUGAGUUUCAAGGAUAUUGUUUUCGAAUUUCCGUCUGGAUAAAAACUUUGGUUUUGGACUGUUCUGAGAGGUUCUUUCGUUUUAGUGUGAAUGAGGCUUCUUUUCUUUUCCUUCACGAUUUUUUACUUCGUGAUAUUGUGUAAAUCACAAUCUAGUCCAGAGGUCUGGGUGGCUGAGCUGGCGUUUUCGUUGUUCAGAAGUUCAGCAGCUAUACUGCAUUUUCUUUUACUUGGGAAGGUUCCUGGAUUUAAACUUAAAGGAGGAAAAAUAAUCGUUCGAAGAAUAAUUCCGUUGACUAGCAUCUGUGGGAAAACCUGUAGUUUAUCAGUAAUCUAUCAUUUUAUGCCUCUUUUGAAUUGUCCAGGGCGUGACAUAAUUUCUUUUCUGGGUCUGUUGGAUUUUUUUCCUUUUUCUGUCAUGAUUAUAGGGCCUUAGGUUUUGGUUGUUAUCUGGGCCACAUCUUCUUCUUGAGGAUAUGAUACCCAAUAAAAAGCAUAUUCCUUUGUGGGAGUAUCCAUGUGGAAAGUUGCGAUUUAUUAUCUGUUACAUUUCACUCUCCUGAUUUCUGCACUUGCUGUACUUCGAAUGGUAAUAGCCUAUUGGAUGGGGACAUCUCUUGGGUUAGACGUCUCAGAAUUCUUGAGGAGAUUAUAUGAACAGGUUAUAGAGACAGUGACAUCGUAUGAUAUUUGAUAAAUUAUCUGCUUUACAUGGAACCACUAUCAGCAUAGUCUUAAUAACACCGAGAUAUAGGUUUCCUUUCUUUUUUGAGGACGAGAAUCUUAUGUGCAUGUGGGCAGUAGUGGUCCUGGUUGAGCCCCAAUAGAUAAUAACCAGAGCUUUUUUUCUCAGUUACAUUAUUAGCUACGAUCAUUUCAUUAAAUGCUUGGCUGUUUAUUCUUAUGUGCUUUAUUGAACUAAAUGGAUUAUUAGUCGACUAAAUUAUAUUCACACCCUGAAAGCAUCCUCCUCCACUUUGAAGUAUGUGAGAAAGAGUGCCAGCUUCCACCUUAAAACCCUUCAUUUUACUUGCCAAGUAUUUACUUUACAGCACCAUUAUGCUUCCAGGUUGUAGAUAGCAGGAACACCAGGUUCUCCCAUUUCUGUGGCACCACUCAUCACUAACAGGAUUCUCUCCAUCUUACCGCAUGCACUAUUAUGUAACCAAAGGAUUUCAGGCUUGUGCCAUUUCUGACCCUGUAACUGCGUUCAUUUUAUUCUGAUUGAUCUGUCCAGAUUACUUAUUCGUUAGGCUGCCCAUGAGAACACUCAUGGUCUUAAUUUUGCCCCUUUCAGGCAUCAUUCUUUGUCAUUAUACUGACUCAUUUCUGAUUUUUCUUGGCCUAUGUCUGCCUAAAUAUUCAUACUUGAUGCCAUUCCCCUAUAGUCGUCAUGCUUGCCUCUACUUAUGAGACCUCAAAUGGUUAUGUCAGGAGUCAUUUAGUCAAAGAUGAUAAACCAAACAUUAAGUAAGUAUAUUAUCUGGGGGGUACUUCACUAUUUGUCCCUCUCUUCUCCGUUUGUCCAUCAAUUGGUAUCUUCUAUGCGUAAGCCUUGUUUUCGUCUUUAAUCAGAUUUAUGUUCUCGAUGGCAUGGGGUAUUCCAGUUAGGGUGGAGGCUGUCUGCCUGUUCACACCUUCUCCCUCACUGAACAAAGAAAAAUCUUUGUUUAAAAGUAGCUAUUCAUCCUUAUUAUAUUUUCCUAGAGAAAGCAACAAGUCAAGCUUGUAAUUUACAAACAAAAUGACAAUAAAAGCAGUUACAUAUAUAUGCCCAUGCCCUGUGAUGGACCAUGGAUCCAAGAAAACCCUUCAGAUAUCGAUCAAUUGCAAGAAACAGUGUGUGAAGUUGAUGAGAUCUUUAUGGCAGGCGAGGUUGCGGGAUGGAAUAUAUUCUCCAAGAGGAGGCAUAGAUAAAAAGACACCGAAUCCAGUGCCUAUCUUAUUUGCUCUUUUUUUCAGGCAUCUUGGUCAGUUCUCAGUACCAGCAUUUUUGUUCACUUCUCCAAUGCAGAAGAUUAAACCCACUCCUGAAAGAUUAAUUCUCCAAUUCAUGAUAUUUUUCCCAUGAAUGGCAUUGGGAGCGUGCCCCUUAGUUUUUGAUGAGGCAGCCAGACGUGAUGCCCUAGUUUCAUCGUCCACGGGGCUCUCUUUCCUUUUCCUCUCUAAUUUCCAUCGCUCUCUUCACUCUUGUAUUGAUGUUCCUUUCUCUUCUUAUAUCUUCUUAUGCCUCCCCAACCACCAUAUAUAUCUUGCGUGAGAAACAAGGAGCUGGCAUUGAAUAUUUCGUGUAGAUCAGCCUUCACCCUAGAGUUUCCUUGCUUCUUUUAGCCAGAUCUGAACCUGUACCAGUUCAGCCUGCUAUUUCCCAUUCCUAAUUGACCUUCUCUUCCACUUCGUCUUCCUCCAUUGUCCACCAUUCAGCCUUCGAUCUUCGUCUCGAAACAAGAUGAAAUCCACCCACCCCAUGCCUCCUCAUCUUCUACCUCUAGCGGAUUAAAGCGGGUCUUUCCAAUCUGUCAGCUCAUGGUGUUUUGGUUCUUUUUUUUUUACGCUUUUACACCAGUAAAAAUGUUUUAGCUUUCUUUAUGGAUCUGAUAUCCCUGAUGAUGGAUGCAUUUUCACUACACCAAAUCCACCAUGAGACUGAAAACAUUUGUGGUUGUGAGCAGUUGACGUGUUUCAGCAUUGAAUAUGUAAAACAUGUAGUAGCAGCUUGGAAGGCAUAUCCCAUGGGGAAUCAGUGCUGUUCUUGGGGAUCAGUCACCAUUGAAGACCAUUUAGGUUCCAAAGGGAGACGUAAGUCACUCCCUAUGGUUUCAUGUCAUGAUUUAAUCCAGGCUUGCUUGCAGACAGGAUUGUAUUGUGUAUUUGACUUUGUAUAUAAGGUGGACUCACCACCUGCGGCUGACCAUGAUCCUGUUGCCUGUGGUCAACCCUAAACCCACCCCUGACCCAGUGCUGAUGGUUGACACAGCCUUUUUAGACUUGGGUUUAUGCUCAUUUUCCAAGUAGAUUGAAGACUAUCAAACAGAUGAAAAAACUCUCCAGCCCACUGCUAUUUGAAGAGGGUGGGUCGUCAGGUUCAGAAAUUAGGGAUCAUGAACACUGUCAGUCUCCAUUGAAACCCAAGAAUCUUCCAUCGUUUUUUUGUAGAGAUUGCACUGCUAAUAUGUUCCAGGCACCCGUGGAAAUCUGGGAAUCAAAUCCGUCCUGUGCUCUCAAAAGAGGCAAAAAAAAAUUCCUGCAGGGGCUGGUUUUCAGCUCCUCAACCCUCUCUGGUGGAAGAAAUGGAUGGAUGCUUGUGAGGAUUUCCUGUUCAUCCAUGGUCCAGUGAUUGAUCUCUCCCUGUUUUCCACUGGCAGCAAGAGCUGAGGUUGGUCCUAUCCAACUGAUCGAUCUUCUGAUCUUCCUCUUCCUGUUGUUCUUCUUCGGGCAGGUGGACAUGGUGAUUGUGCCAGCGACGACGGGGCAGAUGGGUGUGCUCCCGGGCCACGUGCCAACGAUCGCAGAGCUGAAGCCUGGGGUGCUCUCGGUUCACGACGGCAGUGAGGUGGCCAAGUACUUCGUGAGCAGUGGCUUCGCCUUCGUCCACGCAAACUCGGUGACAGACAUCGUGGCAGUGGAGGCCAUCCCCGUUGACCAGAUCGACCCCGCACUGGUCCAGAAGGGCCUUGCCGAGUUCAACCAGAGGCUCUCUUCCGCCUCCACCGACGUUGAGAAGGCGGAGGCUCAGAUUGGCAUCGACGUCCACAGUGCCCUCAAUGCUGCCGUCACCGGCUAG